CACGGGGCUGUUCGCAUGCGCCCCAUGGCCAGCCACCCCACCAUGGCAGCUCUUGCCACCUUCCUGGUGCCUGUCCUCCUCCUCCUCCUCUGUGGGCCGGACCCCUGCCCUGCUGCUGCCCACAGCCAGCCAGAGGUGAAGUGUGUCCUCUUCAACGAGGAGUACAUGAACUGCACGUGGGGGAGCAGAGAGACACUCAAGGCCAACUACUCCCUCUACUACUGGUACAGGAACACAUCCAACAAGGUGGAGUGCAAGCAUUACCGGCAGGACCAGGACAUCAGAGUCGGCUGCCACUUCAACCAGAACGAGAUCAUCCAGUUCCAGCCUUUCCACGUCCUUCUCAAAGCCAGCAUGGGCGGCAGCACCCUGGAGAUCAGCAAGCGCAUGGAGCUGCAGGACCUGGUGAAACCAGAUGCGCCCGUCAACCUGACCAUCCACAACAUGAGCAACAACCAGCUGCAGCUGACCUGGGCCACCACAUACCCCAAAGCCAAGUGCCUGGAGCACGCUGUGAAGUACAAGAGCAACAAGGACACCGACUGGAUGGAGAUCUCGGUGAAUGGAGAUGUCUUCUCCUUACCCAGCGUGGACUACAAGAAGUUCUACACCUUCUAUGUGCGCAGCAAGGUCAACAAAUACUGCGGCAGGACCCAGCUCUGGAGCGAGUGGAGCGUUCCCGUGGUCUGGGGCAGCAACUCCACCAGCAAGGACACAGUCCACUGGUUCUGGAUCCAAACGGUCUUGAUCCCCAUUGCCUCCUGCCUGGUCUUGCUGGUCCUUGUCAUCCUGCUGGUGCGCAUGGAAAGGGUAUGGGUCAUCCUAAUGCCCCGAAUUCCCAACCCCAGCAAGAAUUUCGAUGAGCUCUUCAUCACCCACAAUGGCAACUUCCAGGAAUGGGCUGGAGUCCCCAAGGACAUUGUGGAGAGCUUCAAGCCCAACUACAGCGAGAACAUCUGUUAUGUGAGUGAGCUGCCACCCAAGGACAGCUACGAGCCCCUCUGGGAGAGCAGCAACCCCCCACCAUCUGUGAUGCCUUCGGCCUCACCUGCCCCCGGCGAGCACAGCCCCUACAAGAACAGCUAUGGGAGACUGUGACACACUCCUGCACCCCCCAUGCUGCACAGCUUUGCUGCCAAAACCUCACUGCUCUGCAGGCCCUGCUCCCUGCUCCUGCCAUGCCUCCCCCAGCUGCCCCUGGUUUUGCUUCCUGCCAUGGCCACACUCAGCCCCCCAUGACACAGGGGCUGCACUGCACUGCAGGUGCUGGGGGAGCACGGUGUGCUGGGUGCCCUGGGGGCUGCACUGGGGGCACUGGUGGUGCACUGGUGCCCACAAGCACACCCAGGGACGUGUCCUGGCAAGCAGGCAGGGGCCACUGGCAAACUGAUGGGGACAUGGGGGAUGAGGAGUGCCAGGGAGACCAAGAGUGGAAAAAUAAUGGAAGACACCUGAAGAGUAUUGUAAACAUGUUCAAGUGACUUGCAGCUGGGUGUAGAAAAACAUAUAUACCAUACUCUUAGAUGUUUAGCCUUGUGUGUUUGGCAAGUAGAACUUCUGUGUUUAGAUAACACAGGCUUGUGAUAGACUUAGUGGCACCUUAUUUAACAUGCUUGAGAUUCCUGCCCUGCUAUGGGAAAGAUCAAAUCACAGUGGUAAACCAGGACUGCACAAAUCCUUGCUAAACAGGCAAAAACAGCAGGUUCAGUGAUUCUCCAGCACAGGCCAAGCUCCACAGUACCUGCAUCCCUGCUUGUCUGCCUCUGCCCAGGUGCUGCUUGGGGGAUCCUCCAGUCCUCGAGAUAAUGAAAAUAAAUUUCCUCUUUGCCUUUCA
Molecule: messenger RNA, 1834 nt
Organism: Pseudopipra pipra
Lineage: Eukaryota; Metazoa; Chordata; Aves; Passeriformes; Pipridae
Gene: IL2RG
Product: interleukin 2 receptor subunit gamma
Biological process (GO): cytokine-mediated signaling pathway
Cellular component (GO): external side of plasma membrane; membrane
Molecular function (GO): cytokine receptor activity; protein binding
Source: RefSeq, a predicted model, not a curated record